Messenger RNA from Penicillium paradoxum, 1035 nucleotides. RefSeq names its product S-adenosylmethionine-dependent methyltransferase. The record is from RefSeq and is a predicted model, not a curated record. NCBI's taxonomy places the organism in Eukaryota, Fungi, Ascomycota, Eurotiomycetes, Eurotiales, Aspergillaceae. The transcript is spliced from 3 exons. Bases 1 to 1035 code for a protein of 344 amino acids.
AUGAUCAGUGCCACAGACGAACCACUCCAUGUGCUUGACCUCCCCCAGCUCUACCAGAAGCCCUCCGGGACAGAGCUCGUGAAAGCCUUGGCUCUUCUAAGUCUGAAGCCUCGCACAUUUGGCACGACCGCUGAUGUCGUCAAAGGCCCCGCCGUCCAGCCUGCAGGGGUGACUCGGUAUCUCACAUCUAUCAUUGCGAGCCCGCUCUCAUGGCUCGAUACCGACGAACUCCGGGAGGCGAUCUGGGAUUCAGCCGCCGCACGACUCAGUGAACGGUCUGGUCGAACCGCGAUGCCAGCAAUGUCACGAAUCUUCAACAUUCCCACCUCGUCCGGCGAAGAAUACACACUGACUCUUCACGAACCCUCGCUCACGGCCGACAAUCUUGGUAUGAAGACUUGGGUAUCUUCGUACCUUCUCUCACGCCGGCUCCACAACCUCGAAUCACCGCCAGCACUCGUUCCCUCGGCAUCGACCGGGCCCUCCACAUACAACCCCCAGAAACCCCUGCGAGCACUCGAACUAGGUGCCGGAACAGGCUUGGUUGGACUCUCCUUUGCCGCUCUGCAUGGCAAGUCUGCCACAAUCCACCUCACCGACUUGCCUGAGAUCGUCCCGAAUCUCGCCCACAACGCUGCCCUGAACGUAGAACUCCUGACCAGGACUGGGGCAACCGUGACCACCGGCCUACUGGACUGGUCGGUCUCGCCAUCGCCCCUUCCAACGGCGGAAGAGCGGUUUGAUGUGAUUCUCGCCGCGGAUCCCUUGUACUCGCCCAAACACCCUAAAUGGUUGGUGGAUACCAUCAAGCCUUGGCUUAGCCAUGGGCUUGAUGCGCGAGUCGUAACGGAGAUGCCGCUGCGAGAUGCAUAUCUGCCGCAGGUGAAAGAGUUCCGGCAGCGGAUGGGUGAGCUGGGUCUUUCUAUCAUUGAGGAGGGUGAGGAGAUCGGCUAUGAUGACUGGGAGAGCGCGGACGGAGGCGCGCUGGCCGUCAAGUGCUGGUGGUCGAUUUGGGGAUGGAGCGAGAAGGUGUGA